CUGCCCGUGGGCCAAAAGAAGAAGCGGAAGCCCAAACGGAGGAGACAUACGGCAGGGAGAGGAACACCGUUCCCCCACCCCACUCCACCACCGUCUCGCCCUAUCCGUUUCCCUUUCACACUCUCCUCACCUGCAAACUCCUCCCCCUUCUCCUUCCUCCGUAUAAGUCUUUCGCCCCUCGCCGUGUUCGCCUCACAUCCACUCCUCCGCAGUUCGCACCCGCGGAACCCAAGGCAGCAGCAGCAGCAGCCAUGACGCCCUCCGCGCUCGCGAACCUGGCCGGCGCCUCACCGCUGCCCACCUUCGCGCCGAGGCCCAGGUCCAGGCCCAAUUCGGUGAGCCCAGGCCCUGGCCCUGCCCCGGGCGGGCCCGCGCCACGCCGCCUCGCCGUCGCGGCUCCCCCGCGGGCCUUCUUCUCGUCCGCGCCGUACCAGCCGCAGCAGCCGGAGCCAGCGGGCUAUUCGUCGGCCCUCGAGUACGGGCUCGUCCCCAUGGUCGUCGAGACCACCUCCCGCGGGGAGCGGGCCUACGACAUCUUCUCGCGCCUGCUCAAGGAGCGGAUCGUCUGCAUCCACGGGCCCAUCGCCGACGAGACGGCGUCCCUCGUCGUCGCGCAACUGCUCUUCCUCGAGUCCGAGAACCCGCUCAAGCCCAUCAGCCUCUACAUCAACUCCCCGGGGGGAGUCGUCACCGCGGGGCUCGCGAUCUACGACACCAUGCAGUACAUCCGAUGCCCCGUCAACACCAUCUGCAUCGGACAGGCCGCCUCCAUGGGGUCGCUCCUGCUGGCCGCCGGCGCGCGAGGGGAGAGGAGGGCGCUGCCCAACGCCAGGGUCAUGAUCCACCAGCCCUCCGGCGGGGCGCAGGGCCAGGCCACCGACAUCGCCAUCCAGGCCAAGGAGAUCCUCAAGCUGCGCGACCGCCUCAACAAGAUCUACGCCAAGCACACGGGCCAGAACAUCGACAAGAUCGAGCAGUGCAUGGAGCGUGACCUCUUCAUGGACCCUGAGGAGGCGCGCGAAUGGGGGCUUAUAGACGAGGUCAUCGAGAACCGCCCUGCCUCGCUCAUGCCCGAAGGCCUCACUAUUGACCCGCCUCACCACGGUGGCGGCGCCAGCAACAACGGACGUGGCAGGGAGGAGGAGCCCUCAGCGGUAUGAAGGCUGCCCACAAAGGACCUGGAGCUGCGCUCUGAUGUCUCUCGUAACUUAAGAGCAUCACUCAGAAGUCAAUGGGAAACAGACAAGUUCCACGCAGCUCUCUUUUGAUGUUCUCCAGCCUUCCAGGUAUAGAGAACCUAAAGGAUGCCGGAAAAAAUUCUUCAGAUAUUGCUCAGAUAUUGAAAUGGGUGAAAACCCAGGCCAGUCUGUCCAAGCUGGGUCAGGGAUUGAACCUGAUCGAGUGAUAUUUGCAUAUAGUUGACUGAGCCCUUGUUUAGGUCACCCAUAUAACCAUAGUUGGAUGAGAUCAACAUCCUGUAGACCUGAAACUAAUGACUGGCAGCAGAAGGUUCUUUACUCGAGUAUGCCAGCAGAUGGUGAUUUUAUUGACAUUUGAGAAUGCCAGCACUGGCUGUUCCUUUAGGGGUGCAAGAGA
This is a messenger RNA of Brachypodium distachyon (stiff brome), 1596 nucleotides long. RefSeq names its product ATP-dependent Clp protease proteolytic subunit. Gene Ontology annotation, biological process: protein quality control for misfolded or incompletely synthesized proteins. Gene Ontology annotation, cellular component: endopeptidase Clp complex. Gene Ontology annotation, molecular function: serine-type endopeptidase activity; ATPase binding; ATP-dependent peptidase activity. The record is from RefSeq and is a predicted model, not a curated record. Lineage: Eukaryota; Viridiplantae; Streptophyta; Magnoliopsida; Poales; Poaceae. The transcript is spliced from 2 exons. Bases 252 to 1160 code for a protein of 302 amino acids.